GUAUACUUGACAACUGUUGCGCACCUCAACCCGUCACCAUGGAUAUCUACUACAUGAGCGACAGCAUCCAGUACUCCUCGUUCCGGGGUCCAGUUUACCGAGACUACGAGAAGUUCCCGUACGGUACACUGGAGAACCCACUGAACAAUCCCGUCUCGAAAGCUAAACAGCAGCAGCAACAGCGACGACACCACUCGAGCUCGAGCAGCAGCAGCACAAGCGCUCAAGCAAAACUGCUCAGCUACAUCGGUAAAUCGACGUCCGGCGGGAAAUCGUCAAAGGAUUCUUGCCCCUUUUGCAAGGAGCAAAAGAAGCGACCGCUCGGUGCGUACAUGCGGAAGCGUGGCCAACGUAUCACGACCGAAAGUAUCAGCGAGGACGCCGAAGAGUGCAACGAUGAGCUGCGCGAGGAGGACGAGGAGGAGGAGAUGUGUGCAGCGGCCCGAGGCAUGACGCUGUCCACCAGCCCGCCCGGUGGUAAUCAUCGCCAGCAGAUUAGUCCGCGUGUUGCCGGCUUUAAUCGACAGGAAUCGAUCGAAAGCAAAUGAGAC
Molecule: messenger RNA, 551 nt
Organism: Anopheles maculipalpis
Lineage: Eukaryota; Metazoa; Arthropoda; Insecta; Diptera; Culicidae
Gene: fok
Exons: 2
Coding region: 39-548 (169 amino acids)
Source: RefSeq, a predicted model, not a curated record